Molecule: messenger RNA, 4968 nt
Organism: Ictalurus punctatus (channel catfish)
Lineage: Eukaryota; Metazoa; Chordata; Actinopteri; Siluriformes; Ictaluridae
Gene: tubgcp3
Product: tubulin, gamma complex associated protein 3
Exons: 22
Coding region: 163-2886 (907 amino acids)
Biological process (GO): mitotic cell cycle; cytoplasmic microtubule organization; spindle assembly
Cellular component (GO): spindle pole; gamma-tubulin small complex; equatorial microtubule organizing center
Molecular function (GO): gamma-tubulin binding; microtubule minus-end binding
Source: RefSeq, a predicted model, not a curated record
AUUUUCAUUCCGUACUCUAUCUGUUUUUCCGCUACAUUUCCAACUGUGCGCGCGUUCGGCGGGUUCCGUUAAAAAUGGCGAGCCGAUGGAGGAGUGCAGAGUGAUAGAGACAAGAGUCACGCUUUAUUUCUUUAACGCCAACAGGAGGGAAAUAUCUGCGCAAUGGCGGCUUUGGACCAGAAAUCGCCCAACGUGCUUUUGCAGAGUCUUUGCUGCAGGAUCACGGGAAAGAGUGAAGCCGAUGUCGCACAUCAGUUUCAGUACGCCGUCCGGGUCAUCGGGAGUAAUUACGCCCCCACCAUCGAGCGCGACGAGUUCCUGGUGUCCGAAAAGAUAAAAAAAGAAUUGUUAAAGCAGAGGCGAGACGCGGACGCAGCUCUUUUUUCAGAGCUCCACAGAAAACUCCAAACCCAGGGGGUGCUGAAACACAGAUGGUCCAUCUUAUACCUCCUCCUCAGCCUUUGUGAGGAUCCCAGGAAACCGUCCACCCGGGUGGGCAGUUAUGGUUCGGUGUUUGCCCAAGCGUUGCCACGCGAUGCCCACUCCACUCCGUUCUACUACACCCGGCCACAGAGCCUGUCUCUCAGCUACCCCGAGCGCUCAGCACUGGCUGCCCACAACGCCUCCAGCAUGGGCACCAGCGGCAUCAGCAGCCUGGGCAUGUAUCCACUGAACGGCCCUGGCCCCGGCCCCAGCCCUCAGCCCCUGCUUACCGGCCCCCAAGCUGUAGCCGAUCCUGCACGUGGCACUCGUCUGGCUUGGGCUCUCCCAAUCACCGGGGCCGCUCCACUGAACCCCCGACCCACGACAGGCCCCACCCCUGGCCCUACCUCCAGUCCUGCCUCCAGACUCCCUCACAGACAGAGACGGGACGGUGACACCAGUGCUGAAAUCAGUGAGGCCGCCCUGGUGCGAGACAUCCUUUACGUGUUCCAGGGAAUUGACGGCAAAUUCAUUAAGAUGUGCACUCCAGAGAACUGCUACAAAAUCGAUUCAAAGGUUCCAAUGUGUAAGUCUUUGCGAGACACCAGUAGCCGGCUAGCGGAGCUCGGCUGGCUUCAUAACAAAGUCCGGAAGUACACAGACUCACGAAGUUUGGAUCGAGCCUUCGGAUUGGUCGGGCAGAGUUUCUGUGCCUCUCUACACCAGGAGCUGAAGGAGUAUUACAGGCUGCUGUCAGUACUGCAUUCACAGCUGCAGUUAGAGGAUGACCAGGGAGUUAAUGUUGAAUUGGAGAGCACACUCACACUAAGAAGACUCCUCGUGUGGACAUACGACCCUAAAAUUCGCCUCAAGACCCUCGCCGCGCUUGUCGACUACUGCCAAGGCCGUAAGGGAGGGGAGCUGGCCUCCGCCGUGCACGCGUACGGUAAGACCGGCGACCCUCACAUGAGAGCGCUGGUCCAGCACAUCCUCAGCCUGGUAUCACACCCCAUUCUCAACUUCCUGUACCGCUGGAUCUACGACGGAGAGCUCGAGGACACAUACCAUGAGUUCUUUGUGGCAUCUGAUCCAACAGUAAAGACAGACAGAUUGUGGCACGAUAAAUACUCUCUGAGGAAGUCAAUGAUUCCCUCCUUCAUAACCAUGGAUCAGGCCAGGAAGGUCCUGCUCAUCGGCAAAUCCAUUAAUUUCCUGCAUCAGGUGUGCCAUGACAGGACGCCGCCUGGAAAAAUCCCACCUGCCUCCAAAUCUGCCGACUCACCCAAAGACGCGGCUGAGCUGUUCACGGAUCUGGAGGGGGCGUUUCAGAGUAAGAUCGACGCCGCCUACUUCGAUACCAGUAAGUACCUCCUGGACGUGCUGAAUAAGAACUACCAACUGCUCGAGCACCUGCAGGCCAUGAGGAGAUACCUGCUGCUGGGCCAGGGAGACUUCAUCAGACAUCUGAUGGACCUGCUGAAGCCGGAGCUGGCCCGCGCCGCCACCACGCUGUACCAGCACAACCUGACCGGAAUACUGGAGACGGCGGUGCGAGCGACUAAUGCGCAGUUCGACAGUCCCGACAUCCUGAAGAGGCUGGACGUGCGGCUACUGGAGGUGUCUCCAGGUGACACGGGUUGGGACGUUUUCAGCCUGGACUAUCACGUUGACGGACCUAUCGCCACGGUGUUCACUCGCGACUGUAUGAGCCACUACUUGCGGGUAUUCAACUUCCUGUGGAGAGCCAAGCGGAUGGAGUAUAUCCUGACUGACAUCUGGAAGAGCCAGAUGUGCAACGCCAAGCUGCUGAAGAGCAUGCCUGAGCUGUCCGGAGUGCUGCAUCAGUGUCACAUCUUGGCCUCAGAGAUGGUUCAUUUCAUCCACCAGAUGCAGUACUACAUCACAUUCGAAGUGUUGGAAUGUUCGUGGGAUGAGCUGUGGAAUAAGGUGCAGCAGGCUCAGGAUCUGGAUCACAUAAUAGCAGCCCAUGAGGUUUUCCUCGACACCAUCAUCUCCCGCUGCCUCCUGGACUCCAACAGCAGGUCGUUGUUGAACCAGCUACGGGCCGUGUUUGAUCAGAUCAUCGAGUUCCAGAACGCUCAGAAUGCUCUGUACCGCUCAGCCCUGGAGGAACUGCAGCUCCGAGCGCAGUACGAGGACACCAAGAAACGCAGAGAGGAAGAGGGCGAGUGGGGUGUGACGGCGGAGCAGGAAACGGCAGAGAACAGACGAGUGCAGGAUUUUAAGGACACCAUACCAAAAAUGUGCUCUCAGCUCCGACUGCUCACACACUUCUACCAGGGCAUCGUUCAGGAGUUCUUACGGCUCCUCAUGACCAGCUCGGACGAGAGUCUGCAGUUCCUCAGCUUCCGGCUAGACUUCAACGAGCACUACAAGGCCCGGGACCCUCGCCUGCGCCCCUCGCUUGGGGCCACCAGGGGGCGCCGCAGCUCCAACAUUUAACCCGACCGCUUUCUACGUUUAGGGCUGAAGUGUUGCCAUAACGGACGCUGAUGUUGGGAGGUGGUCAGUGUAUAGUGCUUACUACAGAUGUGAAUAAAAUACACAAUAAAUGUUCAACUUUUAACUUAUGUGUCAUCACCGAAUGUCCUGAAACUCUUAAAAUGAUUUUUUUUAGCACAGGGUCACAGGUCUGUUAUCAGAUCCCAUUACUGUUUGACAAGUUAUUUUCUACAUAGCUGCAUAUUAAGGGCAGUUAAGGCAGUUUUACUAAACUCUCGCGGUCCUGCUGGAGAAAAAUCCACAGCCAUUUUAACCCAGUGUUACAGCUAGAUCUAAUAACGUACAAGCAUAUCCUUUGUUGUCCGUAUGAAAUCCGCUUUACUGCAGUCUUAAUGUAAAGUGUAUGAUCUAGGAGCAGCUUGUUGUGGCAUUUUUAAGCUCGUUCAUCCUGUAGUAAUUAUUUUUGAUCAUAAAACGGAUAGUUUCGGUUCUAAAAUCGGAUCGCCUGAACCGCGGUCGAAAGCCGGUGUCGGAUCCGAUAUACGCACCGCAUGUCCGGACCGCAUCACAAGAAUCGAAUUCUGUAUUAAUGCGUCAGGUUUUCAACCAAUCAAACUUAAGCUGUUAUUGUGUCUGUAGAAUAUCCUAAUAUUUGCCUAGCAACCAAAGCUCACUUGUACCAGACCACAUUCCAGUCCAUACAGGAUUUUGCAGUGUUUUUUUUUGUGUUUGUGAUUGUUGCAGCCCAAAAUGUAUUUAUUUUUGGCUUUAUUUUGCGGAAAACUACUUGAAUUGAAAUUGUUUCGCACGGUCAGGUCUUUCGCAGUGAUGUUUGUUGGUCAAUGAGACCUUUUAGCUGUAAUUACGUUCGACGCACGUGAAUUGAUGAAGGCUUCGACCGAAUGUGAGUUGUGAUGAUGUCACACGACGCAUUUCGGCCCGACUCUGCUGAAAAUCCUUUUAACGUCACCUGUUAAAAUUCGCCAGCCCCUCCUAAUGUUGCAGAGUUUGCCUGAUUUUUGUGUUCAUUUCUGCGAUCGCAAAAAUGUAUCGAUUUGUCAUUGGAUUUUGUCAUAUUAUUUUUCAUUUGUUAAAAGCAACACGCAGCUCCAGCUUGUACGUUACAGUGAUUUUCGUCACGCGCUUCACGUCGUGCUUAAGAGCAGCCUUACCUGCUUACGGCUUUAUUGGAUUGGUCAUAUUUCACAAAAUAUAAAUAAAUCAGCAAUUUAAAAGGAGAUGAAGCACGUGAUGAAUGCGUAAAUGUGGUAAAUAUAAGCUGUCCUGUAGCACACUGAGCAAGGUCUUGCUUUGUCCUGUGCGCUUCAUAUCUGACCGCAUAGUAGAAAGUUCCUAACCCCCAUCCCAUCGCUCCUUCUCCUGUCCCUCUAGAUUCAGGCACAAGCUGUUCCUAGAUCAGCCCAAAGCUACUCAAGGAGUUAACUUCACCAUUUUGUUUUGGGUUGUUGUUGUUUUUUUUCUCUCUUCCAUAUAUUUUUGUUUAUCAACAGACCGUGACUUUUGUAUUGCAGAAUGAAAACUCAAACCGUCUGUAUAUUCACUCCUGAUUCUGUACAGACUGGACCUUUUUAAACGGCACCACAUUUUCACCUGAAAUGACUCGAUUCAAGCGUACAUACCCACGAUGCUCUGUGAAAAUGAAUCUAUGGAGAAUGAUGACGCGUCGCACCAUGGAAACGACAGCGAACCUCCUGUUACAAAAGUGUUCAUGCGGCAGGCUUGCGUUGUGUACCUCACGUCACUCGUCGUCCCAGGACGGCCGAGCGAAGACGGUCGACUCCCAAAUUGCACUCUUUUGCAGAUUUCAUAUGGAUCACUAUGGGCUACUUCAGUCAUCCAAGUAAAAGGCAACUAAUAGUUGUCACUGUAUUACUCUCUCUAGUAUUUUUAGGUUUGUAAUUCAGUCUCGAGGAAAGAGGACGUGGUUUACGUCCGGAUUUUGUCCGUAAACUUUCCUUCUCCUUGUCGGUGGAGUCUGUUAUAUACAUAUGUAUAGAUCUAUUAUACAAUGGGGGAAACAGACAUUGCCAUUCUUUUCUUUGAAUAAAUAACAUUUCUAAA